Molecule: messenger RNA, 2103 nt
Organism: Naegleria gruberi
Lineage: Eukaryota; Heterolobosea; Eutetramitea; Acrasida; Naegleriidae
Exons: 2
Coding region: 1-2103 (700 amino acids)
Cellular component (GO): cytoplasm
Molecular function (GO): calcium ion binding
Source: RefSeq, a predicted model, not a curated record
AUGGAAAAGGUUAACGAAAUUAUGAACAAAUACCCAGAUGCUACGGAGGUUUCUCUUGAGCACUGUGGUUUAAAAACUUUGGAUGAAAUUCUUGUCGAUCUCUCCAAGUUGAGAUACCUCAAAGUUUUAAGGCUUGCAAAUAAUCAGUUGAGAUACUUACCCUCAGAUAUGAGUGGUCUUCAAAGAGUUGAAUAUUUGGAUCUCCGAAACAACAAUUUCAAUUCAUCACAGAAUGUUCUUUCAGGCUUGUUUUCCCUACCUUCUCUCAAGCACUUGUAUAUUACCCUUGACGAACAAGAGGAAGAUGAAAUUAUCGUUUCCCUUUCUAAUUUGGAAUCUUUUAAUGGAACUCCACUCACAGAUCUUCCUGAUGCAGAUCCUCCCCAAUAUUCACCAAGCAAAAACAACUCAUCACCAAAAAGAACCAACAAUACAGAUAACCGGAACAAUGAUGAUACAAAUAAUAUCCCUCCAAUAGAACAAGAAGAAGCAUCAACCCCACAAAGCAAUGGCACUACUAGUGAAGAAAUUGGUGUUGAGGAUUUUAAGGAUGCAAAAAGACUUCACGAAGCAGUCUGUUUGUACUUGGGAAAGAAGACACCCUUCGUAAUUGACUCGAUUCCAAACUUAAAAGUACUGCUCGACUUGAAAAGAGAAACAACACCACAAGGUUCGAUCAAUUAUCAGUCCGAACUUUUCAAUAGCAAGAAGCAACUCUUUGAUAUCUCAUUCGAGGAUGUUAUCGAGAAGGUGGCUCAAACUGAUAAGAAAGCAGCCAGUAUUUUAACAAUUGUUAAGAAUUCAUACUCUGAUUUGUGUGAUUUUUACUAUUCACUUAUCAAAUCAGUGUCGGGGGAGUGCUUUUCAAAAUUAUUGGCACUCCAAAAAGAGUUGGAUAGUGCAGAUAAGGACAUUGCUCAAUUAUUAGAGGAGACUGAAGCUCUUCACAAGCUAGCAUCUGAAAGCGAAGAGGCAAAGAAUAAGAUUAUAAGACAACAAGAGCUGGAAAGAAGCAGAAUGGCUGAAGAAAUUGGAGAAUUGAAAGUAGAAAUUGAACGAUACAAGAAUAGGCUCAAUCAAAUUCAAGUCAAUAGACAGAAACUUGCCCUUCAAGUCACAAACACUCCAACCCAGGUUUUGAACCAAAGUACUGCCAAACCAAAAGAAACAAAACCAACUAAGUUGAAACCUCUAAGUCUUAAACAAUUAAAAGAAGUAAUAGAAGAAAUAUAUCAAUCUAAGCAAAGAUUUGACCAGAAAUGCCACGACAAUCAAUUACCAAGAGAAACCAUGGAACAACACUUAUAUACAUACCUUAAUCAAAAGUACGGUUUAAAGAGCCUCGUUUUCGAGUGGGCUACUGCCAUUACUUUUGCUGUUAAGAGAUUUUCCAGAGAAGACAAUGAUGUCAAAUGUUUUGGAAAGAUUUUGAGAAAUGAAAUUGAUGAAGAAUUCAGAUUUGUUCAAAAACAACUUAAGGACACUACAGUUGAACUCCUCAAGGUAUUCCUUAGAGGAAAGUAUAGUAAGAAGGUAGAUAGUGAAUUAAUUCAAAUUAUUCAAAACAGAGUGAAUGGCGAUUUGAAUGAAGAUGAAUGGGUUGACAUUAUCAAGUACAUGUACAAUAAGGAAGAUUCACUCACUGUCAUUAUCAGAGUUAACGACGCUGUUAUGGAAGGUCAAAAAGCUUCUCUCAACCAAUCAGGAGGAUCUUCACAAUCUAAUAAGAGCUUUGAAAAGUCAAACAAGGUUCCAUUCAAGAUGUUUAUCGAUGUAUUAUUGGACUUCCAAUUGGAAUCACAUGAAAAGUUCCUAAACAAGUUUGUCAAAUUAUUUAGAGAAAUUGAUAUCAACAGAGAUGGUAUUUUGAACCAAGUUGAGAUUAAGAGAUUAUUAAUGACGGUAAAUCCAAAUUGUAAUGAGUCUGAAUUGAUGACAAGUAUUUCCACCAUUGAUCCGAACAAUAAUCAACAAGUUACCUUCUCUGAGUGUGUUGCCUUUUUGAGUGCAGAUCUAGUAAAGAUGGCUUCCGAAAUGUCUAACAUCAGCUCAACCAAACAAUCCCAUUUAAGUUCUAGCAACCUUUCCAUUGGUGACUUGUAA